This is a messenger RNA of Notothenia coriiceps (black rockcod), 875 nucleotides long. RefSeq lists its product as uncharacterized. Lineage: Eukaryota; Metazoa; Chordata; Actinopteri; Perciformes; Nototheniidae. The coding region runs from base 33 to 875 and encodes 280 amino acids. The record is from RefSeq and is a predicted model, not a curated record. The transcript has 4 exons.
UAAAUCAAAGCUCCAACAACCAACUGAGAACCAUGUCUGAACCUGUUCCUCUGCUCCAUGGAGAUACGACUCAGCUGGACUUGGCUCAGGAAAGACUCUGUGGAUGCAGACAGAGUUCAGACAUGGCUCCUGGCGUGGAUCAAAGUGGAGACCAUCUGCCAGAAUCUGUGAACGCAUCAGAGUGCUGUUCAUCUGAACUGAUAAGAGUAGUGAAGCACAAACCAAGUGCCAUUGUGUUCAGUGAUCAUGAUGGUAACAGGGACAACAAGGAUAUCUCUGAUGAUGGAGAGUCCUCUUCAUCCACUGCUGAAGAGGGAGAGGAUGAUGAGGAGGAUGUUAUUCCCGAGAUGUCACAAUAUAAGGAAUUCCUGGUUAUUCGUCAGCGUAGAAACUUGAGCAGGAAGUGCUUGAGAAAGAGACCGGAUGCCCAGCCUGAUAACGCUGCAUCCGGCUUGCAAGAGCCCCCCGACGAGGAAGAACCUGAGAUCGCAGGUAGCCAGGAGGAAGAGGUAGCGCCUCAGAACAAUGAGGAAGAGGCUGCCGCAUCCAUGAAUCUGCUUUGGGAAAAUUUGGAUCACCUCGAUGAGGGGACCCAGGAAGUCCAAAACUCCCACUCAGACGAGGCCAAUGACGAGGAGCAGCAGAGCACCACAGGUGCUCGGGGGGGUUGCAGGACGUUGGGCCGAUCACUGAGUCUGGAUCAGGAAACAUCCAGAGCUGCAGACAAGCAUGAGCCACAGACCAGGCAGCACUCACGACCUUUGACCCGCAGCAGACCACUGACCCGCGCCUCCCUCUCUUCCCCUGCACACCUCCAUGCUCGAAGGGCCAGGGUAACCUUGACCUACAAGGAUGCUUUUAAAAAGGUGAGCUAG